AUGACUGCCUCUGAGCUGAAAUCUUCUGUAUUCCGUACCCCCGGAGGCACAGCCAUACAUUAUCUACAAGCUGGGAACUCCAGUGGCCCUCUGCUAAUAUGCUUACACGGCCUCGGUGGUUCGACAGAGACGUUUGUGCCGCUCUUACCAUCCCUGCCCACGUCCUAUAGCGUCAUUCUCGUGGAUUUCCAAGGCUUUGGUAAAUCGCCAGUGUCGACAGAAGGCCCCUUUUCAGUCGGCGGCCAUGUCUCCGACAUUCACCAUCUCAUCACAUCUUUGCAAGCAGCUCCUGGCAGCGAGUCGGGAGCGCAAAAGGUCGUCAUCAUCGGCCACUCCCUCGGCGCCAUCGUCGCCCUGCACUACGCCGCAGAGCACGCCCAAGACGUCGCCGGUCUCGCGCUACUUGCCGCUGGCCGAUCAGCCGCCCACAUCCCGAUCGUCCGCCAACGAAUGACCGACCUGGCGAGGAACACUCGAGAGAAAGGUAUCGGGUUUGCUGCGGAUCUUGCGGCAACGACGAACUUUCCACCUGCAGACAUGCGAGACGUGCCACCCAAAAUCAGAGAGGCUCUUCAUGCUGCUGUCGCGGCAUCCGAUCCGGAGGGUUACGCGCGCACUUGCGAGAUGAUGGUCGACCCCAGCCACACGGAUCCAGACUAUUCAAAGAUCACAUGCCCUGCCGUAUUUGUUGCUGGAGACUUGGACGGCAUCAGCCCUCCUGAAAGAUCAGAGGACCUGAACAGGCUGGUGGCUGGGGACAGUUCUGUAUUCAUUGUCAAGAGCGGCCACCAGGUGAUUCUCGAAGAUCCGGAGGCUGUCGGCGGAGCAGUCAAGCACCUCUUUACCAAGAUCAGCGGCUGA
Molecule: messenger RNA, 861 nt
Organism: Thyridium curvatum
Lineage: Eukaryota; Fungi; Ascomycota; Sordariomycetes; Thyridiales; Thyridiaceae
Exons: 2
Coding region: 1-861 (286 amino acids)
Source: RefSeq, a predicted model, not a curated record